Molecule: messenger RNA, 11292 nt
Organism: Ictalurus punctatus (channel catfish)
Lineage: Eukaryota; Metazoa; Chordata; Actinopteri; Siluriformes; Ictaluridae
Gene: cacna1g
Product: calcium channel, voltage-dependent, T type, alpha 1G subunit
Exons: 31
Coding region: 479-6160 (1893 amino acids)
Biological process (GO): neuronal action potential; calcium ion import; sodium ion transmembrane transport
Cellular component (GO): neuron projection; voltage-gated calcium channel complex; voltage-gated sodium channel complex
Molecular function (GO): low voltage-gated calcium channel activity; voltage-gated sodium channel activity
Source: RefSeq, a predicted model, not a curated record
AUAUUGUGCAAUCUACUUGGCUAGAGAACAUAAAGUUAUCUUUUAUAUUUUGUAUAUAUACUUUUAUAUAUAUACUUUUACAACAAGCCAGCUAACAUUAAAACCAGUAUUGCUAGCAAGUGUUUGACCUCACGCUCCUCACUGAUGGCUAUUGUGUGUUAGAGCAAAAACAGCUUCUUGGAGAGCAUUAAUGAUUGUUAAAAAUAUACUAGCUAUAUAUUUAUAAUAUAUACAAAAUAUACAAGUUUAUAAAAUAUGCUCUUUUCACUCAGGUGCUAAUAAAAGCCUCUUGUCUUUUUGUAUUAUUGUUUGUAAUUAGCCAUCUAUCAUGUCAGGUAUUGUCAUGACAUUCUGAGAGCUGAAAUUUCAGAUAAUACAAAUAUGACUGUGCGAUGAAGUGUAUUUAUUGUGUGUUUGUUUCACUGCUUUGAGUGUUGUUCCUUAACUGCUCUUCCAUACGUGGUUUGAACGGGCCAGUAUGCUAGUGAUCCUGCUGAACUGUGUGACUUUGGGCAUGUUUCACCCAUGUGAGGACAGUGACUGUGACUCAGAACGCUGCAAGAUCUUGGAGGAUUUCGACGACUUCAUUUUUGCAUUUUUUGCUGUGGAGAUGGUGAUUAAGAUGGUAGCACUGGGCAUCUUUGGCAAAAAGUGUUACCUUGGGGAUACCUGGAAUCGGCUAGACUUCUUCAUUGUGCUGGCUGGGAUGCUGGAAUAUUCGCUGAACCUGCAGAAUGUCAGUUUCUCUGCUGUUCGUACUGUCAGAGUGCUGAGGCCUCUACGAGCGAUCAACCGAGUGCCCAGUAUGAGAAUCUUGGUGACUCUCCUGCUGGACACUCUCCCUAUGCUGGGCAAUGUGUUGCUGCUCUGCUUCUUUGUCUUCUUCAUCUUUGGGAUUGUUGGAGUCCAGCUCUGGGCUGGGCUGCUCCGUAACCGCUGCUUCCUGCCUGUGAACUUCUCUGUUCCCCAAAGCCUGCCCAAUUACUACCACGUUGACGACGAGAGCCCAUUCAUCUGCUCUCAGAUGGGGGAUAAUGGCAUGCGCCACUGCAACUCCAUACCUAGGCUGCAUGAGGAGGGUCUGCAAUGUCAGCUGGACAUGGGAGCCUACAACAGCACAGAUAACACCACAUGUGUCGAUUGGAAUCAGUACUAUACCAACUGCUCUGCUGGGGAUGUCAACCCUUUUAAGGGUGCCAUCAACUUUGAUAACAUAGGCUAUGCCUGGAUUGCCAUUUUUCAGGUCAUCACUCUGGAGGGUUGGGUGGACAUCAUGUACUUUGUAAUGGACGCACAUUCCUUCUACAAUUUUAUCUACUUCAUUUUCCUGAUUAUAGUGGGCUCAUUCUUCAUGAUCAACCUCUGCCUAGUUGUCAUAGCCACCCAGUUCUCUGAAACAAAGCAGCGUGAAAGUCAGCUGAUGAAGGAGCAGAGAGUGCGAUUCAUGUCCAACGCAAGCACUCUAGCCAGCUUCUCAGAGCCAGGUAGCUGCUACGAUGAGCUCCUCAAAUACCUGGUUUACAUUGUUCGGAAAGCUACCAGGCAGUUAGGCCACCUAAUGCGGGCAGCUGCUCGCCGGGCAGGCAUCAGGAUAUGCACCUCUCCCACCCCUGAACCUCCAAAUGCCAAGAGACGAAGGCACAGGAAGCAGCAGGGCUCCAUUCAUCACCUUGUACACCAUCACCAUCACCACCACCAUCACUACCAUCUUGGCAAUGGGAAUAUCCGGAGUGACGGUGCCCAGGAGAUGGAGGUGUCUCUGCGGAACAACAACAGGAAUGGAGCAGGAACGGGACGUCUUACUCUACCCACCAUUGUGCCUCUGCAGGACCCAUCCCCUUCUUGCUCUGCAGCGCUGGGCUCCAGCAGCGCCGAAUCUAUACACAGCACCUACCACAGGACCUGCCACUUGGAUCCAAAUCGUGCCCCCACAUUAGGUCAUCCAGUGUUGCAGGCCUACAAGAGGAACUCAGUGCCGUUUGCCGCACCAGUGCAUAAGAAUUAUCCGACUCUGCAGCCUCGUGUAGCCCUGGAACAACUCAGGCAGAGGGCGCUGGAUCCUGGAGGAGCCUGUUGCACUGCCAACAUCCUCAGCAACCUCAACAUACCUCCACUCCAUGUAAACACAUCCCAGUGCCUGCUGGACACACAAGGGCCUGCAGGGAAUUCUUCACGCAAGCUCUCCAAUACCAACUGCAGUGGUACAAAUUUGGAUGCUAUGCUGACGUUUGACCCUGAGACCUGCCCUUACUGUAUCAAAUCAGUGGGUAAUGACUCAGAGGGACUUGAAGCAAAUGAGACUGCAGACUCAGACAGUGAGGGAGUGUAUGAAUUCACACAAGACACACACUAUCGGGAUGGCAGAGACCUAAAUAGGAAGAAGAAGUUUACCUUAGGUGCUCGGGCAGUGAAGGUAGUGCACUUCUGGAGACUAGUGUGUGACACAUUCCGCAAGAUUGUAGACAGCAAAUAUUUUGGACGAGGCAUCAUGAUCGCCAUCCUCAUCAAUACCCUCAGCAUGGGAAUCGAGUACCAUGAGCAGCCUGAUGAGCUAACCAAUGCACUGGAGAUCAGUAAUAUUGUGUUUACCAGUCUCUUUUCCCUGGAGAUGCUCCUGAAGCUGCUGGUAUAUGGCCCUUUUGGCUACAUCAAGAACCCUUACAACAUUUUUGAUGGCAUUAUUGUCGUAAUAAGUGUGUGGGAGAUCGUGGGCCAGCAGGGUGGGGGUUUGUCAGUGCUGAGGACCUUCAGGUUGAUGCGGGUGCUGAAGCUGGUGCGCUUCAUGCCGGCGCUGCAGAGACAGCUCGUGGUUCUGAUGAAGACUAUGGACAAUGUGGCUACUUUCUGCAUGCUGCUGAUGCUCUUUAUCUUCAUCUUCAGUAUUUUGGGAAUGCACCUGUUUGGGUGUAAGUUUGGUUCAGAGAGAGAUGGUGACACAUUGCCCGACCGCAAGAAUUUCGACUCUUUGCUCUGGGCCAUUGUCACAGUGUUUCAGAUCCUCACCCAGGAAGACUGGAAUAAGGUUCUCUAUAAUGGCAUGGCCUCCACCUCACCUGUCGCGGCUCUCUACUUCAUCGCCCUAAUGACCUUUGGGAAUUACGUUCUGUUCAACUUACUGGUGGCUAUCUUAGUGGAGGGCUUCCAGACGGAGGGGGAUGGCUCCAAGUCAGGCUCGGAAGCAGAUUUCUAUACACAAACCAUUGACGAUGUGUGCAGAAGCAAAAAAGAUGUGUCGGCUUCAUCUGUAGUACCCAUCAAUGGCCAUAUGGAUCUGAAGGCCAGCAUUACACCUCCUCUUAUCACCCACACGGCUGCAACACCCAUGCCUGUGCCCAAGAUCUCAGGAGGAGAUGACCUCGCUUUGGGAUACGAGUCACGCAGGGGCAGCAAUGUUUCUGUGGAGCCUGGCUGCCAUGAAAAGACUCCGUCAAGUGUGCGGAGCUCCCCGCAUGCCCCCUGGAGUUCCAGCAGCAGCUGGAACAGUCGACGCUCCAGCUGGAACAGUCUAGGCCGAGCACCGAGUUUGAAGAGGCAAAAGCAGCAGUCGGGUGAGCGACGCUCCUUGCUCUCCGGAGACGGCCACUCCAGCUCUGAUGAGGAUGGUGCUGGAGGGGGCAGUGGCAGAGGAAGGACGUUGGAAGGGGAUAAUGUUUCCCUCAGCAGGACAGAUUCUUUUGGUCAAAGGCCACGGCAUAGGCGUAUGGAGUCUCUGGAGACACGCAGCUCCUUCGACCUGCCUCCAGACACGCUGCAGGUGCCGUACCUGCACAGAUCAGCUAGCAUCCACAGCACACGGCCACCAAAUCUGAUCAGCAAUGGGAAGAGCUCACCCACGGGGGCCACAAUGCAGCUCUCAUUAGAUGAUCAUCACAGUGAGGAUGACAAUGCUGAUGAGGAGGGAAACUUGAGUCGACGAGCACGUCUGUACCGCUGGCUGGAGCAUAAGCAGCCUGAAUGGUGUAGGCAGAGAAACACCUGGUCUCUCUACCUGUUUCCUCCCGAGUCCAGGAUUCGUGUGAGCUGCAAUAAAAUCAUCACGCACAAGAUGUUUGACCAUGUGGUGCUUGUUAUUAUCUUCCUCAACUGCAUCACCAUUGCCAUGGAGAGGCCCAAGAUUGAGGCAAAGAGUCCUGAGCGUAUAUUCCUGACGGUGUCCAACUACAUCUUCACAGCCAUCUUCGUGACUGAAAUGACAAUAAAGGUGGUGGCCCUGGGCUGGUGUUUUGGAGAGAAGUCAUACCUGAAGAGCAGCUGGAAUAUUUUGGAUGGGAUGCUGGUGCUCAUCUCAGUCAUUGACAUACUGGUGUCUUUGAUUUCAAACAGUGGCACUAAGAUCUUGGGCAUGCUGCGUGUGCUGAGGCUGCUGAGAACUCUUCGCCCCCUCCGGGUGAUCAGCAGGGCUCCAGGGCUCAAGUUGGUGGUUGAAACUCUGAUGUCAUCCCUUAAACCAAUUGGAAACAUUGUGGUCAUCUGCUGCGCCUUCUUCAUUAUUUUCGGCAUCUUGGGGGUUCAGCUGUUCAAGGGAAAGUUCUAUGUGUGCCAGGGGGAGGAUACAAGGAAUAUAACAAAUAAAUCUGACUGCCAUCUUGCUAAAUACAAGUGGGUUAGGCACAAGUACAAUUUUGACAACCUGGGACAGGCUCUGAUGUCUCUUUUUGUACUGGCCUCUAAGGAUGGCUGGGUGGACAUUAUGUACGAUGGACUAGAUGCUGUAGGGGUUGAUCAACAGCCUGUGAUGAACCACAACCCCUGGAUGCUGCUCUAUUUUAUCUCUUUCCUGUUGAUCGUGGCUUUUUUCGUGCUCAAUAUGUUUGUGGGUGUGGUGGUGGAGAACUUCCACAAGUGUCGGCGACACCAGGAAGCUGAAGAAGCCAAGCGGCGCGAGGAGAAACGCCUGAAAAGGAUGGAGAAAAAGAGAAGGAAGGCUCAGUGUAAGCCUUACUACUCUGACUACUCUCCCACUCGUCGCCUCAUCCACAAGAUGUGCACUAGCCACUACCUGGAUCUUUUCAUCACCAUCGUCAUAGGCCUCAAUGUCAUCACUAUGUCCAUGGAGCACUACCAGCAGCCCAAGGUGCUCGAUGAAGCGCUGAAAAUCUGCAACUACAUUUUCACCAUUAUCUUUGUGCUGGAGUCUGUCUUCAAACUUGUGGCAUUUGGAUUCAGACGUUUCUUCAAAGACAGGUGGAACCAGUUGGAUCUAGCUAUCGUGCUGCUCUCCAUUAUGGGGAUCACUCUGGAGGAGAUCGAGGUCAACGCCUCACUCCCCAUCAACCCUACCAUCAUACGAAUCAUGAGGGUGUUACGCAUUGCCCGCGUGUUAAAGCUCUUGAAGAUGGCUGUGGGAAUGCGAGCUCUGUUGGACACCGUGAUCCAGGCCCUGCCUCAGGUGGGGAAUCUGGGUCUUCUCUUCAUGCUUCUCUUCUUUAUCUUCGCAGCACUGGGAGUAGAACUGUUCGGUGAUCUGAUAUGUGAUGAUUUGCACCCCUGUGAGGGCCUUGGGCGCUACGCCACAUUCAAGAACUUUGGCAUGGCCUUUCUCCUGCUGUUCCGUGUGUCCACUGGGGACAAUUGGAACGGCAUUAUGAAGGACACACUGCGAGACUGCGCUCAUGACACUGGAACAUGCUACAAUACAGUGGUGUCUCCCAUCUACUUUGUGUCCUUUGUGCUGACGGCUCAGUUUGUGUUGGUCAACGUUGUAAUCGCCGUCCUCAUGAAGCACCUGGAAGAGAGCAACAAAGAGGCUAAGGAGGAGGCUGAGCUAGAGGCAGAAAUGGAGCUGGAAGCAGCAGGCGGAGAUGGAGGGAUGACUGGAGUACACAUUUCCCCUCUGGCACUGCGAGACAUAGGUGGGCCUGCGGGGCCUCACUGGAUCUCCAGAGCCUCACAGGACAGAGGUUAUCCCCCAGACAGCCCAUCAGCACCCAUGCGCAGAGACUCAACAGCACACAAGACAGACCAGCCUCAAGGUCUGGAGCCUCCAUUACAGAUCCCCCUAGCUGAGAUGGAAGUUCUGUCUCUGACAUCGGAGAAAUCCUGGUCCUUAGCUCUGACGGAUGACUCUGUCCCUGAUGAUUUUAAUCCCCUCUUACUAACCAGUCUGGAGUGCAAUGUACUUAACAGUAGAGCAACGUUCAUUCAUGUUUGGGGGUUCUAGGUCUUUCCUUAUAGAGCUUCCAGUAAUUUGCCUCCUCUAUCAUAAAUGUUUUAUACAGUAGCAUUAUACAGUGAGGGGAAAUGAGUAUUCAGACACUAUUAUUUUUGUUCUAAAUAUACUUCCAGUGCAUAUAUAUCCUUCUUAUCUACACACAUAAUGUCUUUCGGCUUUGUUCUUAUGAAUAUGAAAAAAAAUUGUAUUCAUAAUCAUAAAAUAGAUAUGUUUAAAAAAAAACAACUGAUUGGGGAAUGGAUAUUGAAACACCAUGAAUUAACAUUAGUGCUUUGCUGCAAAACUGUUGUUUAUAAUUACAUCUUUGAGCCAUGUACGGUAGGAAAUAAUUCGCUUUUUGCAGCAUUGUGGUUAAAUUUUAACCAAUUUCUCUUGGCAAAUCAUCUUCAUUCCCCAAGGUUACAAGGUUAUUUCGGCUGUAUUUCGGGGUUUGUAAUCUUGUUUAAAUGUCUUCGGCGCAGAUUCAGUUUCUUAGCUGAAGAGAUUACAUUGUCCUGUAAUAUGCCAAGAUACCUCGCUCCAUUCAUGUUUCCUUCAAUGCUGCAGUACUGUUAGCAGAGAAACAGCCCCAUAUCAUGAUAGUCCCACACUUGUACUUCACUCUGUGCAUGGUGUUCUUGGGAACAUACUGUAUGAGAAACCCUUUUUUCUUCAAACAUGAUGAGCUAAAUGCUUUGAGAUGUACAUUUCUGUGCUUCUUUUUUUUUUUUUUUUUUUUUUUUAGCAGAGAUUUGUGUGAGUGUAGGAACGGAGAUAACUGUAUUUCAGUCCAUUGUUUGUUAAUCUCAGUGUACAGUGGUGCUUGAAAGUUUGUGAACCUUUUAGAAUUUUCUAUACAUAUACAUAAAUAUGACCUAAACAUCAUCAGAUUUUCUCCUAAAAGUACACAAAGAGAUCCCAAUUAAACUAAUCAGACAAAUAUAUUACACUUUGUCAAUUAUUUAUUAAGGAAAUUGAUCCAAUAAUACAUAUCUGUGAGUGGCAAACAUACAGUUGCAAUCAAAAUUAUUCAACCCCCAUUGCAAAUCAGGUUUAUAUCAAAAUUUACAGACUUUCAGCUGAUUGCAAUGAACAAAUCAAACAAAAGCAAUUUAAAUAGGAACCCAAAAUAACGUCUAACCAACUAAAGGCCUCUCUCACAUUGGCUAAUGUUAAUAUUCAUGAGUCCACUAUCAGGAGAACACUGAGCAAAGGUGUGCAUGGCAGGAUUGCAAGGUGAAAACCACUGCUCUCCAAAAACGAACAUUGCUGCCCCUCUGCAGUUUGCUAAAGAUAAUGUGGACGAGCCGGAAUGGUAUUGAAAAAAUUUUUGUGGACAAAUGAGACAAAAAUAGUCAUUUUUGAUUUAAAUGAGAAGUGUUAUGUUUGGAGAAAGGAAAACACUGUAUUCCAGCAUACAAACCUUAUCCCAUCUGUGAAAAACGAUGGUGGUAGUAUCAUGGUUUGGGCCUGUUUUGAUGGAUAUGGUCAGGAUGGCCUGCCAUCCUUUAUAGAACAAUGAAUUCUGAAUUAUACAAGUGAAUUCUUUAGAAAAAUGACAGGACAUCUGUCCGUGAACUGAAUCUCAAGAGAAAGUGGGUCAUACAGCACACCAGAUACUGAAAGCAAAAGGUCACAUAUAUUUUUGCCACUCACAGAUAUGUAAUAUUGUAUCAUUUUCUUCAAUAUAUAAGUGACCAAGUAUAAUUUUUUGUCUCAUUUGUUUAAUUGGGUUCUCUUUAUCUACUUUUAGGACUUUUGCUAAAAUUUGAUGAUGCUUUAGGUCAUAUUUAUGUGGAAAGAUAGCAAAUUCUAAAAGGUUCACAUGCUUUCAAGAAUCACUGUAACUUUUGUUCCUGCUGCUUUCAGGUCAUCCUGCAACACUUUUCGAGCAACUGCUAGCUUCUGUCUUCUCUCUUACUUUCUUUGUCAUUAGUCUGAGAGUGUUUUGUGAAAUCUUGCAUGCCGCACCUGUCUAUGGAUGAUUAAUUGUGGUUCCAUCAACUUUGCACCUGCAUAGUGUAUUAUCUAACCCAUUAUACUUAAAGGGAUGUUUAAGGUGUUUGCUAUGAUUCUGUAGCUAUUUUCAUUUGAUUAUUGUUUAAUAAUGUUGUGCCUGAAAACUUUACGCCAUGAUUGCUACUUGUUGUGUGAAAUCUUACCAACCAAUUGCAGCGUCAUUUAUCCUGUAUAUACAGUGGGGGAAAUAAGUAUUGAAUGUGUCAACAUUUUUUCAGUAAAUAUAUUCACAUGACAUUUUCACCAGACAUCAGUAUUAACUCAAGAAAUCUGCAAAUAUAAAGAAUUCACAACAUUAAAGUCCAUAAAUAAACUUAUGUGUAAUAAAGUUGAAUGACACAGGAAAAAAGUAUUGAACACGCUAAGAAAAAGCAGCUCUCCAACGCAAAGUAAGGCAAGGACCCAACUGAAAUCCAUAAGUAGUUAGAAAGUAAUUAUACCUCCUGUCUGUUCAAGUUAAUAUCAGCUGGGAUAAUAAAUUGAAGGUCUAUAAAAAGGCUUGUCACACAAGAAACAUCUCAUGAUGGGUAAAAGCAAAGAGUUCUCCUUCGCAAUCUUAAUGCUGCAAAUCAUAUUGAUGGAACCGGAUACAGACGUAUUUCAAAACUUCUGAAUCUUCCAGUAAGCACCAUUGAGGCCAUUAUCCGCAAGUAGAAGCAACAUCACUCCAUCAUCAAUCAUCCACGCACAGGAGCCCCUCGCAAGAUUUCUGACCAGGGAGUAAGAAGAAAAAGAGUAUCCCAAGACCCAAGGUCCACUCGGAAAGAGCUCCAGGAACACUUGGAGGCAGCAGGUGCCAUCGUCACAGAGAAAACAAUAGGCAAUGCACUCCACUGCUAACGCUCACCUUGCAAGACUCCUUUACUAAAGAAAAGGCAUAUCGAAGCUCGUUUAAAGUUUGCUACACUCAUUUGGAAAAGCCUAUGAAAUACUGGGAGAGUGUAGUCUGGUCAGACGAGAGCAAAAUUGAACUUUUUGGCUGUCAUACUACACACCAUGUUUGGAGAAGAAAUGACACUGCACAUCACCCUUAAAACACUAUACCAACAGUGAAGUUUGGAGGUGGAAGCAUCAUGGUGUGGGGCUGUUUUUCAUUGCAUGGUACUGGCAGACUCCAUAUAAUUGAAAGAACAAUGAAUGGAGCCCUUUAUCGGGAGAUUCUAGAGAAGAAUCUGCUGCCAUCCACCAGGAUGAUGAAGAUGAGAUGUGGGUGGACCUUCCAGCAGGACAACGAUCCAAAGCAUACAGCAAAGAAAACUCAAUUGGUUUCAGAGAAAAAAAAAUCAAGGCGUUAGAAUGGCCCAGUCAGUCACCUGACUUGAAUCCAAUUGAACAAGAUGUUUAGAAGAAUGGGCCAAAAUCACACCUCAAUACUUCGGCUGAUUAAUGUCUUCAUACAGGAAGCAUCUUGAAGCUGUCAUUACAAACAAAGGCUUCUCCACUAAGUAUUAAAUACAUUUCUGUUAGCGUGUUCAAUACUUUUUUCCUGUAUCAUUCCUCUUUAUUACACAUAACUUCAUUUAUGGACUUUAAUGUUUGGAUUUUUGUAUGACUGGAUUUCUUGGGUUAAUACCAAUGUCUAGUGAAAAUUUCAUAUGAAUAGCCUCAUUAGAAAUAUAUUUACUGAAAAAAUGUUGACACAUUCCAUACUUAUUUCACCCACUGUAUAGUGGCCGAAUACUUGUUUUCCUUGUCGUUUUUUUUUUAACAUAUCAUUUGUUUAUACUUAUUAAUACAUACAUUUUGUUCAAAUUUAUGAAUACAAACUCAAAAGACACUACUGAUCUACAUAUUUUGUGUAAACUCUAGAGACUGUUGUGCUGUGUGUGAAAAUCCGAUUAGAUCAUAGACAUACCAACCUGCAUAAACUCAUUUCAGGGAUGUGGCUUCAAUGGCACACUUGGUUACACUUUAGUGUAGUCUGUGGUGAAGUGCAUUUUUGUACUUCUUUUUUUUUAUUUGGACACUCUGCCAUGGCGCUACAGACACUAAACUGACCUGAACUGAAGGAUUAACUGGAGAGAUAGAGAGGUCAACUAUAAAGCCUGCCUACCGAGAAAACUGAGCACAAAGAGAGACCAAUCAGGAUACCUUCUGUGUCACUCUCUCUCCAUGUCUGUCACUCGCUCUCCCAGUUUCUCCAGAGCCCGUCUACCAUUAGAAAUGACCACUGAACGCUCUCUCGCUCACUCUAAAAAAAAUACAUUUCUGGGAUAUUGUAUAUAAUUUGCUGGUGUCAGGGAGCCACUAUUAAAAUGCGGGAGACUCCGGGAGAGUCAGGAUGUCUGAGAUCAGUAGUUUCUGAAAUACUCAAACCAUGCCAUGGUUACGGUCACAAAUAUCAAACAUUUUUCCCCCAUUCUGAUGUUUGAUGUGAACAUUAACUGAAGCUCUUGACCUGUACCUUGACCUGCAAGAUUUUACCCAUUGUGCUGCUGCCACAUGAUUGAAUGAUUGGAUAACUGCAUCAAUAUGUAAGUUUCUAUUAAAGUAGAUGGUGAGUGUAUGCACUGGAUAUAUAUAAAAUAAUAAAAAUAAUAGUGUCUGAAUAAUUAUUUCGCCCUCCCUGUAUAUACUUAUCAUGGGACAUAUUCAGAUUCAGUGAGAUAAGUCAGGAAAUUUUAUUUCAAAAGGUAUGUCAGUAUAUACAAUGGGACAGGGACAGUUUCUAUCAUUCAUCAUUCAGUCUUCCCCUAUGCAGGUGUUUAAUUUCUAUUCAGAUCAUUAAAAUUACACGUGUAGAUCCAUAAAGAUGGGAGUUUUUCAGUUGUGUCUAGACUGUUACCAUUAAAGAGAAGCUUAAUCCUGGAAAUAAUUGUAGGACAGAAAAUUAGAACAGACGAACAGAAUUUUUACCCUUUGCUGUCAAAUACAAUAUGAUUCAGCAUAGAUGCAAGAGGAAGUUUAAAAAACAGUUUAGAUAAAUAGGAUAAUAAAUAAAUGAGAAGAAGGCAAAGAUUCAGAUAACAAUCUAAUAAAUAUCUAAUAAUAAUAAUAUCUAAUAAAAGUGGUUCUCAGAGUGGGCUCUGGGGAUGCCUAGGGUUUUGUAGAACAUAUCUUGGGUCUGUGAUGUUCAAAAUUUUGUUACAGUGAUGUAAAUCACAACCCACUAUUAUUAUUAU